This is a messenger RNA of Antechinus flavipes (yellow-footed antechinus), 2411 nucleotides long. It is a transcript of the gene PPOX, whose product is annotated as protoporphyrinogen oxidase. NCBI's taxonomy places the organism in Eukaryota, Metazoa, Chordata, Mammalia, Dasyuromorphia, Dasyuridae. The transcript has 13 exons. Gene Ontology annotation, cellular component: mitochondrial inner membrane. Gene Ontology annotation, molecular function: protoporphyrinogen oxidase activity, oxygen as acceptor. The record is from RefSeq and is a predicted model, not a curated record. Gene Ontology annotation, biological process: heme biosynthetic process. The coding region runs from base 907 to 2337 and encodes 476 amino acids.
GCCCGCGGAGCUGCUGGGGGAAGGAGGGGGGAGGGUCUGAAGCCAAUCCCCUAGCCUCGGGACCGACGCGCAUCACCUCAAAGCCUGGGGGCCCGGUUUGCCCCUCCGUGUUGACAAACAGCUGCUGCGUUGCCGGGAGCUCUCGGUUCCCGCAGGCCCGGCCUGUUGCUAACAUCAGCCUGCUGUUUAUGGAGCCCUUUCCCCAUGGUCCCGGCCUCCGGCGGCCCCUGCUCCUCCGCCACGCGCCCGGUCCCCGGGGUCCCUGCCGGUCCUAUUCUCUUGACGAACUUAAGAGACCCUGCUUCUCCCGCCUACUUUCCUGACCGGCAGCCUCAGGGUGGCUAGGUGCGGAUGGGUUAAUAAAAAGCCGCUGGCAAUUGGCCCCGCCCCCUAUGGAAGAAGCCCGGAGACUCCGCAUUUUUUAUUGGUACAGCCUACGGAGGGGUUUCUGACCUCGCCAAUCGGAACCCGAGAAAGUCUCGCGUGCUGGGACGAGCCUCCGGAGAGUAAGUGGAUAGCUAGCCGGAAAAGACUGCCCAGGUCGGGUGGGAAUGGGAGGCCGGGACGGUGACUGAGGCCUCUCGGCCAUGGGAGGAGUUCGGGGCCCGCCUUGCUGGGGCUUGACUCUCGGCUCUGUCCUCUCUGGAUCCUGCUGGGUCAGAUAGGGCGAGGCGCGGCCCUUAUCUGCUCUGCAGUGCAGCGACUUGGGGGCGGGGCUGCCGGAAACCCGCGAUCCCCCACUUCCCCACCUCCCCUUGCCCUCGCUCAUUUUGUCUCCCAGAUUCUUUCGGCCGGAGAGUCCCAAAUGCUGCCCGCUGCCCACGUGCCGGGCUGCUUCGGGGCCUGGGAGCCGCGAAGUCCUCUCAGCAGCGGUCGCCUGUCCUCUCCAUUCUCGCAGGCUCCAAAAUGCCCCGGACCGUGGCCGUGCUGGGUGGCGGCAUUAGCGGCUUGGCCGCCUGCUACUACCUGAGCCGGGCCCCUCAGCCUCCUAAGGUGAUCCUGAUCGAAGCCAGCCAACGCCUCGGAGGCUGGAUUCGGUCUGUUAGAGGGGAAGAUGGAGCUAUAUUUGAACUUGGACCCCGAGGAAUUCGUCCCGCCGGAGAGUUAGGAGCCAGGACCUUGCUCAUGGUCUCUGAGCUUGGUUUGGAUUCUGCAAUUUUGCCAGUUCCGGGGAACCAUCCUGCUGCUCAAAAUCGAUUCCUGUAUGUGGGGGGAACCUUGCACCCCCUGCCUACUGGCCUCAGGGGACUGUUCCUUCCAGCGCCCCCUUUCACCAAGCCCCUGUUGUGGGCUGGGCUUCGGGAGCUGACUACUCCUACGGGUAUGGAACCUGAUGAGACAGUGCACAGUUUUGCAGAGAGGCGCCUGGGACUUGAGGUGGCUUCUAUUGCCAUGGACAGUCUAUGUCGAGGAGUAUUUGCAGGAGACAGUAGAGUUCUCAGUAUCCGCUCCUGUUUCCCCAGUCUCUUUAAGGCUGAACGGACUCAUCGAUCUGUUUUGCUGGGGUUGCUACGGGGUUCAGGGAAGAGCCCCCUACUAGAUUCACCUCUGAUUAAUCAGGCCAGAGCUGAGCGUUGGAGCCAGUGGUCUCUUCGGGGAGGGCUGGAGACACUGCCCCAGGCCUUGGGCACCCAUCUGAGUCAUCAAGGAGUCGACAUUCUAAAGGGUCAGGCAGUUUGUGGACUCAACUUCCAGUCAGGUCGAUGGCAGGUGUCUCUGGGAGAAAGCAGCCUGGAGGCUGAUCACAUCAUUAGUGCUGUCCCUGCUGCAGUGCUAAGUGAGCUGCUUCCCUCUGAGGCAGCCCCUCUGGCUCAGAGCCUGGCCCCUAUUUAUGCUGUAUCUGUGGCUGUGGUGAAUUUGCAAUAUCAGGGGGUUCAUCUGCCUGUCCAGGGGUUUGGACACCUAGUGCCAUCUUCUGAAGACCCUGGUGUCCUGGGAGUUGUAUAUGAUUCUGUUGCCUUCCCUGAACAGGACGGGAGUCCUGGCAGCCUUAGAGUAACGGUGAUGUUGGGGGGAGCUUGGCUGCAAGCCCUGGAGAGUGGAGGACAGAAGCUAUCUCAGGAACUAUUCCAGCAACAAGCCCAGAAAGCAGUUGCCACACAGUUGGGGCUAAAAAAGCCUCCAACUCAAAGUCUGGUCAGCCUACACAAGAGCUGUAUUCCUCAAUAUACUUUGGGCCACUGGCAGAGACUAGAGGCAGCUGCCCAAUUUCUGGCCAAACAUCAGCUGCCUCUGACUCUAGCUGGAGCAUCUUAUGAAGGUGUUUCUGUCAAUGACUGCAUUGAGAGUGGGCGGCGGGCAGCAGCUCAAGUCUUGAAUGCUAAUCCUGACCUUUGACCCAGAGCCUUUUUUUCUUAUCCCUGCAGGCCAGGGGCUGCCAUCAAGAAUAAUAAAAUUGCUCUAAUUGGAAA